Messenger RNA from Bradysia coprophila, 2317 nucleotides. RefSeq lists its product as uncharacterized. Lineage: Eukaryota; Metazoa; Arthropoda; Insecta; Diptera; Sciaridae. The record is from RefSeq and is a predicted model, not a curated record. Gene Ontology annotation, molecular function: protein binding; ADP binding.
UAAGAAAAGAUAAGAUAUGGGUGAAUGGAAGUGACCGAUAUCAUUCGCAUUUUAACACUCGUCGGCGUCAUACCAAUUUCUCGGGAAUAUAACUCACGAAAUUAAAAUUAUAAUCAGUAAAGAGUGGUAUGAGAUACAGUGAAGUUAUUCAUCGGUUUGAACAAUCAUGGAUGACAACACAACCACCAAUCAAAACCACCAUAGAAUUUUGGGACCUUAUACUUCUUCAAACACAAUAGGAAACGUGAACAAUGAAUGUUCUUACAGAAUUAUUAAUUAUAACGUGCCGGUACCAGGUCAGAGUGGCAAUGGCAUACGUUUUCGAGUUGAUUGGCCAGAAAUGAAUUUUACUGGAAGAACAACAGAUUUGCAUGAUCUAAAGCAAUUUUUCUCGGCUGCGCCUCCAUCAACAGCACCGUCAAUCGCCGUUGUGUCUGGUAUGGGUGGUAUUGGUAAAACACAAUUCGUACGAAAAUUUAUCGACGAAAACCAAUCGAAGUACGCAAAUAUUGUUUGGAUUGAUUCGGAAAACAACGAAACAAUUAUCGAUUCGUUCAAACGAUUGCUGGAUGAUAUAUUAGACGUACGGACGAAGAAUGCAAACGGAAACGAAAAAGAUGCUAAAUCCAUUAUAGAGCAGGUGUUGCAGAAACUGUGCUACCGAAAGACUCUGUUUGUCUACGAUAACGUCGAAUCGACAAAAAGCAUCAACUUUGUGCUGAGGGUGGCUCCACCGACAGGUGAAAAGCCACAUAUUGUAAUUACGUCACGUCUGCAAAAAUGGCCUGACGGGAUCAAAGUCAUUCAGCUGAAAGUAUGGAAAAUGGCUGAAUCAAUUGAAUUCAUUUCCGAAAUGUGUCAGGAUUCUGAAAAGGACUCCGAAGAAGAUAAAAUUGCUUUGGCAGAAAUAUUGCAACAUUUUCCGUUGGCACUGAGACAAGCCACAGCCUUUAUCAACCAACAGCGAGAAACAGAUGAUUUCCCGAUUUCCGAGUACAUUAACAGGUACAAUGACAACGCAUGUGAAAUGCUUGCCUCAGAAAUUUGUGAAGAGUGCUCCAUCAAUCCCUAUCAAAAGACUACAUACACGACAUGGGACAUUACCAUUGAAGCAAUUAAGGCCGACAAACGUCAUGGACAGUUGGCCAUUAAAAUUUUCAAAAUGAUCGCAUAUUUCGCUGCCGAUGAUAUUAAACGAGAUUUCUUUCACCGUACUGAAGUUGGCGACGUUAGCCAACAAGCCGGUUACGAAGUCGAUUUAAAAUCGGCGGUGAAUCUUUUAGUAAAAUAUUGUAUGAUCGACAGUCGCGACAAGCAAAGAAUAUUCAGCAUACAUCGGGUAGUUCAAGAUGUGACAAAAUUCAAGUCAAAAGCUGCUCACGAAGAAGAGCCAACACUAAGAGAUGCUCUCAAAUUGAUAUCAAAGUGGAUUGUGGAAGCGAAUGCAAAUCAAGGAAUGGAACGUGUAAUUCCGUUGCAUUCCAUUUCCGUAUUCAUGUCGGCAAUAAAAUUGCCAGAUUUGAUGAAAGAGUUCGUGCCAUUGGCUCUUGACAUGUUACAUCUGUUAGUGAAUUGUAGCGUGUACGAUCAAGCGUUAGAAUUUGGAGAAACAAUUAUUGGGCCAUUGAUUGAUAUUUUCGGACCAAAUGAUGGACUUCUACUGGAAAUUCAGCAUUAUAUGGCUAGGGUAUAUCUGGGGAGUUUGAUGUUUGAUCAAGCGCUGCAAAUGAAUUUAGACACUUUCAACAAAAGAAAGAUUCAUUUUGGUCCGGAGGCUAUUAACACUCUAAAUUCUCAGUCCCAAGUUGCCGAUUCAUAUGAAGCCUUAGGAGACGAUGAAAAUGCACUGCACUGGUACAAAGAACUCCUUGAGAAGCAAAAAAUUGUUUUGGAUGAAAAUCAUCCAGACAUGCUCGAAACCAUGUGCAAAAUAGCCACUUCCCUAAAAGAACUGGGUCGACACGAUGAAGCACUGCAAUUGUAUGAAGAAGUUCUCGUUAAACGAAAAACCUUAUUCGCACCAACGCUAUUACCACAGUUUACAGUAGAAGCAAACAUAAUCUACAUAUUGAAGCAAAUAGGAAAUCGGGAGCUGAAACUCAGAACUCAUCCAGACUGCUUCAAUCAUUUCACAGGAUGGAUCAUUAGUGAUAGGAAACAACCAGCUUCCCUCGUGGAAAAACAAAAUUUACGCAAGGGUUUCUUUACUCAUCUUUCCAGUAGCAGAAAACAAUUCAUUCACACGCACACAACCACAUCGACUUUCUAUCAUCAUCCAUUGUCGGUGUAUGAACUUUUGCAACGUCGAACCGAAUGA